Molecule: messenger RNA, 966 nt
Organism: Juglans microcarpa x Juglans regia
Lineage: Eukaryota; Viridiplantae; Streptophyta; Magnoliopsida; Fagales; Juglandaceae
Product: protein ELF4-LIKE 4-like
Exons: 3
Coding region: 429-773 (114 amino acids)
Biological process (GO): positive regulation of circadian rhythm; entrainment of circadian clock
Source: RefSeq, a predicted model, not a curated record
UAGACACACACAAGAGGGGUCCGAGCGUGACUGUCAAAUCUAACAUAUUCUUCCUCCCUCCCUCUCUCUCUCUCUCUCUCUCUCAAGACUACAACUUUCUCUGUCUAAAGCUCUCUCAGAAUUCAGAGGGGCCUUGUUCCGGAGAUUCGAUCCAAUCAGCGAUCUUUUUCCACUGCUUCUCGGGAAUCCCUCGUCUUCCUCUUUCAAUCUGUGUCUUCUCCAAGAAUAUAUAAUGUUUCAGAUUUUCAAGGAACCACCCAUGGAGGCUGUCAUGAUUCCUUGCACAGACCUUGUCUUAUAUGCAGCAGAUGGAAUGUCUUAAAAAAUGCUAAACCUUCUCAUGUUUUGUCUGCGGUUUCUGGUUUGUGUAACUGUGCAAGCAUGUACAGGACUAGUUUUGAUUUGAUAGAAUUCAGACUCUGUAAAGAAUGGAGGGUGACACAUUUGCAGGACUUGGUAAUGGCACCCAGAUCGAUGGGAAGGUCUUUCAGACAUUUCAGAAGAGCUUUGUUCAAGUCCAGAAAAUCUUGGAUCAGAACAGGCUUCUCAUCAAUGAAAUAAACCAGAAUCACGAGUCUAAAAUCCCUGACAACCUCAGCAGGAAUGUGGGUCUGAUCAGGGAGCUCAACAACAAUAUAAGGAGAGUGGUUGACCUCUAUGCAGACCUUUCUACUUCCUUCACCAAAUCCGUGGAAGCAUCCUCUGAGGGAGAUUCUAGUGGGGCUUUGAGAUCAGAUGGCAAAGCUGGGCAUAAGCGAAAUAGGCCUGCAUAGAGACUCUCCUCUCCUCUCCUCUCCUCGAAAUUCUUUUUUGCAUGGUGGAAAACAAAAGAUUUCCACGAUUUAUGCUGUGUUGUUAGAGCAUGAAUAUGAUCAGUAGGUUCUGUAACUUGAUCUCUAUUGUAUCAGUGAAUGAGUCUCUAGUUCUUCACUUAACAUUUCGUAUAAAAAAUAUAUUUUUUUGGGA